AUGGAAUCCAACGAGAAGAAACCGCUCUUCCUUAAAGAAGACACUAUGCGCUCAAAAUCAAACGAUGGAAACGAAGAGCCUGGUUCGACUUCCAAUCUGACUCCUUCAUCAAGCGGCUAUUCAGCAAUCGCAGGGUAUGUUUUACCGGGCGGCGAUUCGGCAGUAGGACCCGGGUCAUCUCUCCCUCGAUUCAUCACACCGAUCACGCUCGUCUGGACGAACAUCUCCGUGACAUUGGAACCAGCACCGAAGCGAUGCAGGUGGUUCGCGGGGAGUACGGAGUCGGAUGACCGAUCCAAGGUUAUCUUGAGAGACGUGUCUGGAGUUGCUGAGCCAGGAACGUUGACGGCAAUCAUGGGCGCCAGUGGAUCGGGCAAAUCAUCGCUACUGAACGCCCUAACUGGCCGGAAUGCGGACACCCUGACCGUGACUGGUCAGAUACAAGUCAACGGGACCGAAGUAGACGGAUCGCUGGCUGGGAUUUCAGCCUAUGUCCAGCAAAACGAUCUCUUCAUGGAGUGGUUGACCGUCAAGGAACACCUGUUGUUUCAGGCUUCGGUGAGAAUGGACAACUCGGCCUCGACCGAAGAGCGACGCCAACGUGUGGAUGAAGUAAUUCGCUCUGUCGGUCUGAGCAGGUGUAUGGACACAGUCAUCGGUAACCCACAGCGUGGAGUCAGUGGAAUAUCGGGUGGAGAAAGGAAACGACUUGCGUUUGCUUCAGAAGUGUUGACCAACCCCUCCUUACUGUUCUGUGAUGAGCCUACCACGGGACUAGAUUCCUACAUGGCACACAGCGUGGUCUCAACACUGAAGAACUUAGCGAGUGAUGACGGUCGUACAGUCAUGUGUACAAUACAUCAACCACCAUCGGCGAUUUACCGCAUGUUCGAUAGGUUAAUUCUUGUCGCUCAGGGCGCGAUUGCUUUUGAAGGAAGCCCGAAAGAUGCCGCUGCCUUUUUUGAAAGCUUGGGACAUUCGUGUCCACCAAAUUACAAUCCCGCUGACUACUUUAUCAAGACUCUUGCCAUUAGGCCGUCGGAGGGGGAACAAUGCCGACAGAGAGUCCAGGAGAUAACGGCAGCUUUCUUGAAGUCACCAUACUUUGAUGCAAUAAAAGAGAAAAGUCUGUCACACUGCAACCAGGAUAUGAAACAAGAUGGAUUUACAUCUACAGCCGCUGAAUCGCCCUACAAGGCUUCUUGGUGGCGCCAAUUCACGGCUUGCGUGAGGAGAGCCUACCUGAGCAACAAGCGGGAACCAUUAACAUCCAAGAUACGUCUUGUGCAGUCAAUAGUUCUUGGUCUCAUACUUGGCCUUGUGUUCCUUCAAGGGAAGAUCGACCAAGAUGGAGUCCAGAACAUAACUGGUGUCCUGUUCCUGCUGGUGUCCAACUCGGCAUUCGCGAACACUUUCACAACAGUCCAGGUCAUACCCAAUGAAAUUGCUCUGAUGAAGAGAGAGCAUUACAGCGGUAUGUACAGAGUUGACGCUUGGUUCCUUGCGAAGUUCGUCACGGAGCUUCCGGUCCACGUAAUUCUGCUUCCGUUGAUUCUAGUCCUCAUUCCAUACUGGAUGAUUGGUCUGUAUCCUGCUGCGGUUAAUUUCUUCACAACCUACCUGGUUAUUUGCCUGUCCACCGGUACGGCCAUUUCCUUCGCGUAUUUCUUGUCUUCUGUCAGUCGUUCCAUUUCCAUGGCCUUGGCUAUAGCGCCCCCUUUCGCCUUUGCCUUUAUGCUGCUUGGUGGUCUGUUUAUUAACGUUGCAGACAUUCCCGUGUGGCUAGGCUGGUUUUCCUAUCUUUCUUGGUUCCGUUUUGGAUUUGAGGCGUUGCUCAUCAAUGAAUGGUCCAACAUAGAUGAAAUUGAGUGCCCAUCAAACUGGACUGCCCCGUGCAUUGAAGACGGUCAGAUGGUGUUGGAGGCAUUCUCCUUCAAAGAGAGUCAUUUCGGCAUGGAUCUGUAUUGCCUGGCUAUCCUUUUCAUUGGAUUCCGCCUGCUAGCUUUCAUCAUUCUGCUGUACCGCUGCAGACGACAAGUGAAGCAUUAGGAGUCGACGAAUUAAUACAAAAAUAGUGUGGAUGACAUAGAAUGAAAGUCAUGGUGGGGGAAACUUAAGAGACCUUAAAUAAAAGCAAAUUAUAGGCCCUAUCGUAGUUUAUAUUUAACGUAAACUUAUAGUACAACGUAAAUGAAUAUGGGGCAGAGACAUGGGCAGCAAGCAAUGACCAAAGAGAUGGAACAAAAAUUGAUAACAGCACAGAGAGCCAUGCAAAGGAGAAUGCUCAAUCUAUCAUUACGGGACAAAAUCAGACAUACCUUCAUAAGAUAAACAAAACCCCAAAGGUCAAAGAUAUCAUAGAGAAGAUCAAGGAAAUGAAAUGGAGAUGGACAGGGCACCUAGCAAGAAGACAAGACAACAGAUGGACCAAGAGACUCACAGAAUGGCAACCAAGGACAGGCAGAAGAAGAAGAGGCCGACAAAGGAGAUGGAGAGAUGAAAUCGAUCACCACAUACAUGAACACGUACGGCAACAUGGAGUAGAAUGACAAACAGAAGAGAAUGGAAACUGCUUGAGGAGGGGUUCCUCCAACAAUGGAUGACCACCAGCUGGGUGGAGUCAUAGUACAUCAUAGUAGUAAUGUAUUACUUUGACCUUAAUUUGCAUGUUUACCCAAAGUGGGCGUGGA
Molecule: messenger RNA, 2690 nt
Organism: Patiria miniata (bat star)
Lineage: Eukaryota; Metazoa; Echinodermata; Asteroidea; Valvatida; Asterinidae
Product: protein white-like
Exons: 20
Coding region: 1-2049 (682 amino acids)
Cellular component (GO): plasma membrane
Molecular function (GO): ATP binding; ABC-type transporter activity; ATP hydrolysis activity
Source: RefSeq, a predicted model, not a curated record